Messenger RNA from Sinocyclocheilus rhinocerous, 303 nucleotides. RefSeq names its product vitellogenin-like. The record is from RefSeq and is a predicted model, not a curated record. Gene Ontology annotation, molecular function: lipid carrier activity. The annotation marks the transcript as partial. NCBI's taxonomy places the organism in Eukaryota, Metazoa, Chordata, Actinopteri, Cypriniformes, Cyprinidae. Gene Ontology annotation, biological process: response to estradiol; cellular response to estrogen stimulus; lipid transport. The transcript has 2 exons.
GAUCCAUUUGUUCCUGCCACUAAGCUCACCUCAGCACUGGCUACUCAGCUUCAGAUUCCCAUCAAGUUUGAGUAUGCUAAUGGUGUGGUUGGAAAGGUAUUUGCCCCUGCAAGAGUCUCCCCUACGGUACUGAACUUACACAGAGGUAUCCUCAACAUCCUUCAGCUCAACCUCAAGAGGACCCAGAACAUCUAUGAACUGCAAGAAGCUGGAGCUCAGGGAGUGUGCAGGACCCACUAUGUCAUCAAUGAGGAUCCAAAGACCAACCACAUUAUGGUUACCAAGUCUAAGGAUCUGAGCCAC